Bacillus rossius redtenbacheri is the source of this 6109-nucleotide messenger RNA. It is a transcript of the gene Bcat, whose product is annotated as branched-chain-amino-acid aminotransferase, cytosolic. Lineage: Eukaryota; Metazoa; Arthropoda; Insecta; Phasmatodea; Bacillidae. The record is from RefSeq and is a predicted model, not a curated record. The coding region runs from base 247 to 1518 and encodes 423 amino acids. The transcript has 9 exons. Gene Ontology annotation, cellular component: mitochondrion. Gene Ontology annotation, molecular function: branched-chain-amino-acid:2-oxoglutarate transaminase activity. Gene Ontology annotation, biological process: L-leucine biosynthetic process; L-valine biosynthetic process.
CGUGGCCUCGAGAAGUAAAUAGCGAAAUAUAAUCAAAAGGUGGUUAGUUUGAUUUUGCGUCGGCAAAGCGUGUGUUGAAGGAACGCGGUCAUUCGGCACGGGUACAUUUUCGGUCGUUGCCGUCUGUAUUAAAAGUGAUUUCAAUGUGCGCGUUUGUUCGUAGGUUAUACAUUCUUAGUGCUAUUGUAAGAUAGCUGUGGCCCUAGUUCAAUAAAUGUGAUUACAACCUUUGUGCUUGGACAUCAAAUGAAAACUAUUCCAUUAUUAUGUUUCCGGCAAAAUUUAUUUUUCGCCGUGAGACAUGUUUUCGUCUAUCAGAAAACACCAGGGCGUUGGUUUUCUGUCGAAGUUGAAAAGAAUAUUAAGGUUGCCAGUACUGAUUCUAUACAGCAUUUAAAAUGCAUGGAUCCACUUUCUCCAGUGUAUGGGUUCUCGGAGCUGGCGGUGCGCCUGGCCGGCCCACACCAGCUCCAGCCCAAGCCGGAGGCGAGCGCCCUCCAGUUCGGUCAGCACUUCACCGACCACAUGCUCAAGAUACACUACUACGAGGCGCUGGGCGGCUGGCAGCGGCCCGAGAUCAUGCCGAUGGAGAGCAUCGUGCUGCACCCUGCCGCCAAGGUUCUGCACUACGCUGUUGAGCUGUUCGAGGGCAUGAAGGCGUACCGCGGGCUGGACAACAGGAUCCGCAUCUUCCGGCCGCAGCUGAACAUGGCGCGCAUGAACAUGACGGCGGAGCGCGCCGGCCUGCCCUCCUUCGACGGCGACGAGCUCAUCAAGUGCCUGUGUCGGCUGGUCAGCAUCGACCAGGAGUGGGUGCCGCACUCGGAGGCGUCCAGCCUCUACAUCCGCCCCACGCUCAUCGGCAUCGACCCGGCGCUGGGAGUCGCCAUGUGCGACUCCGCGAUGCUGUUCGUCAUCCUCUGCCCCGUGGGCUCCUACUUCAAGUCAGACGCCAUCUCGCUGCUGGCCGACCCCAGCCACACUCGCGCCUGGCCGGGCGGCUGCGGCGACCGCAAGAUGGGCUCCAACUACGCCCCCACCAUCCACAUACAGGAGCUAGCCCUCAAGAGGGGACUGCAGCAGGUGCUGUGGCUGUACGGAGAGAACCACCUGUUGACGGAGGUCGGCACCAUGAACAUUUUCAUGGUCUACACCAACGACCAGGGAGAGAGGGAGCUGGUGACUCCCCCCCUGGACGGACUGAUCCUGCCGGGCAUCACGCGCCAGUCGGUGCUGGACCUGGCGCGCGAGUGGCGGGAGUUCCCCGUCUCCGAGCGCCCCAUCCCCAUGGCGGAGGUCAUAGACCUGUACCACGAGGGCCGGCUGCUGGAGCUGUUCGGCACGGGAACGGCGUGCGUCAUCAGCCCCAUCAGGUCCAUCACGUACCGGGACACGGUCCUCGCCGUGCCCACCCUCGAGCAGACGGACGCGCUGAACGUGCGCGUUAAAGCCGCGCUCACCGACAUCCAGUACGGCCGCGUCCCCCACCCCUGGGCCAUCCCCAUCGACGAGUACUGAAGCGCGCUCUCCCCGCCCGGAGGCUCCUCGGCUCCACGCCGCUGGUUCUUCCCCGCCGGUUCCGAAACCCCUUCCGGUCGUUUGUGCGCUCUCCGGAUGUGAUUCGGAUCCGUUGGUAAAUGGACCUGAAGUCCCGACUCGGUGCCAGGGUUUUUAAAGAUUCGUAAAAAUCUGUUCUGGUGUUAAAGUGAUUUUCCACAUUUUGCCUAUCUGUAUGUAGGGUUCUGCGAGUAUUUGAAGAAAAUAUUUUAUAUUUUUGUGAAUAAUAUAUUCGAAUCAAAGUUUCAAAUCAACCAAUCAUAUUAUAUAUAUAUAUAUAUAUUUUUUUUUUCCUCUGUUUUCAUUACCAAUAUAUACAUACAGCAAGUGGGACUCAUCCACAAAAAAAAAGUUUUAAUGAGACGAAUGUAACAUCUAUGAAGCCAAAAAGAUUUAUUGAGAAAUUUGGAUUUGUGUUGUACAACAUAUUACAUACAUGCUUUUCAUGUGUAACCAUUUAAUAAGUGUAUAGGAUUACAAAUUAUUAAAAUUACUUUAUUUUUAUGUAUAUAUUAAUUUUAUCAACAAAACAAUUGUAGAAAUUUUUGUGGUUUGAAAAAUGCAUUGCCUGGUUCUUAUUGUUUUGUUUUUUUUUCUUUUUUUCCCCCCCAUUUAACAGCAUUGUCAUUUGAGUGUACUUUUCAUAAAUUUUUUUUACUCCUUGAAGUAUGAAAAAAAAAAGUUUCACUACAUGUUUACAUUAAACUCAUAAAAUAUUCGAUAUUUGUGAAUAAUGUGAAUAAUGUGAUAUUGGAUCAAAAAUUUGAUUCGAAUACAAAAGUAGUAUUCGCAGAAGCCUACCUCUCUGUAUUGUUACGAACUCCGCCCAUCUGAUAAUGACGUUUUGUACAACUGCUGUCAAUCCUGACCGGAGGCAAAAUGUGCUGUGAUAAAGUUAGUUGAUGAGCGUGUCUUUGCAGGCAGUUCUCGCGAAGAGUGGCGGUCUUGACUGGGUCGGGUGUGAUCCGGACGUUAUCUUGCAUCGGCCAGCACUAUCUCCCGCCUCUGGGCCGUUCUUCUUCUAAUGCCAGCUCACUAUUGCACCCUGCUCUUCCCAAGACAUUUUCAAUCGUCCUUUUGUCCCUUUUCGUGUGUACGUCGUUUUCAACAUCCUUUCCUUUAUUCUCUUUACUUGUCUGUUCCACCACUGUCCUGUUUUCUAGGAUCAACUUGUCAAAUAUCUGUAAUUCCGCUCUUAGUCGUACUUUCUCACCCUUCGUCCUGUUGAUUAAUUUUUAUUUUUCUCCCGAGAGUAGUGAGGGUGCUUGGGAAAAUUGUUACUCAAUUAUUAGAGACCGGAAAAAUUUGCGGGUUCAGUGACCUCCAGGAUAGACUCCACUACCCUCUACACACUCGGGCAAAUGCCAACUGUUCAUUGGCUGCUGACUUGUGAGUAGGGCCUGGAAAAAUUAGCAUCUAUUUAUUACAAAAUUAGCAUUUAUGAUGUUAAAAAUUAGCAUCUAUUUUCCAGAAAUUAGCAUCUAUUUUUGAGAAAUUUGCUUAAGAUAUUGAGUUACAUAAUACAAGAAGUUGUAAUAGUGUUUCUACCCAUUAAGACAAAUUUUAACACAAACCAAAAUCAUUAAACGGUAUUUGUAAACAAACGUUUGAGCACUAAUAAUUUCAGAUGAAAACAAACGGACGAUUCAAGUUGGCCAACUUCUGUACGCUAAACGUGCACCACAAAAUGUAUGAUUUGUCUCUAUGUAAAAUAUUGAUCGGAAAAAAAAAAUUUGAAGACUAAAGUGAUUAUCAACAAAUGUAAAAAAACUGUGUACUAAAAUAUUUGUAGUAGUUUUCAGCAUUUAAAAUAUUUUAAUUUUUAUCUUUGCAAUUUCACUACGAUCCCGUCAACGACCUAAAUAUUUUCUAGGUUUUUGGUUUCCGUGAUGCGCUUGCCGGGAAAUUUUGUUUUGUUAGGUUGGAUACUCUUCAUGAACAGGCAACACACGAUGCAAUGGAGAACGUAUGCGAACGUGACGUGAUCUAACAAAACAAAAUAACUGCGUCGAUAAGUAGUGUGAACAUUCUUUUCUAAACAUUCAACGGUAACUUGAGGAAAUCGUAAACACUAAAUUUACAAAAUUACUUAUGCUAUACUAUCAUGCGUGAUAUUUGGUUAAGGAAUGUUUUAUAAAUUAAGGUUAGGAUUCGGAUUUUAUUCCUUCAACAAGCCUUGCCAGAAGCUAUUGUUUACGGUAAUUGUGUUAUGGUGGUUAUUUUAAAAAACAAUACUUUGAGGAAUGUGUGUUCAAGCCGUUUUGUUGCAUUCUAUAGUGGUUUUGCGCCCGAUAAUGGCAAUUUUACCGCGAUUUCGCAAAUAUAGCAUUUAUAACAACAAUUAGUAAAAAAUCGCAUCUAACAUCAAAAUUCGCAAAAAAAUCGCAUCUAUCGCAAAUUGCGAAUUUUUCCGGCCUCUACUUGUGAGUCAUUUUGACUGGGUGGUCUGUGAUUCGACACUUCUAUGAGCGAGGGUCUCUAAUUGCCCCUCAGUCCUCCAGAUUAACAGUGAACCAAUGACAGAAGCAGCACUAAGGUAUAAUUAUUUGAAUUUUAGCAUAACACGAAAUGAACCCGCGAAUUUUUCAGGUCUCUAUCAAUUAUAAGUAUUUAUCUCAUGUUUGAAGUUAAGCUUGUUGCUAAUUGAAUCCUAGAAACUUCCAGGUAAAAAAUCAUUGUCCUCGCUCAAGAUGUUCAGUGAAACCUCAUUACGUCUUAAUACGACAAGUAUUUCCAUAGCCCUACUAAAUACAGCAGGACUACAUCUACAUAUAUUGUUCCUAACUAUGUAUUCUGUUGUUCCUGUAAGAAAUUGAGGUUUAUAGUUAAUGUGUUUAUUAAAAUAAACUGUGUUGUUACAAAUUUUCACAUAUAAUACAAUACACAGUGUCAAAAUUGUAGUUUCUUCUGUGUUUUAUUAAUGAGGUUUUACAAUACAUAUUUAUGAAAAGUAUUUUUAUAUUUCUUUUUUGGUUCAGCCACAGUGUCUUUUGUACAUAGGAAUCGUCCUAUUUUUUGAGGUUUGGGAAACCUCUUGUCCUGAGUGAAUGUUUUUAGAACUAUCAGAGUAGGUAUAGUGACAUUUAGUCAUUUUAAGUAUUGGAAAACAUUUGUACUUUGUUACAGGUCUCUUAUUUUGUGACUUGUGGACAAAUUUUAAACUCUAAAAACUCUUGUUUUCUCUUAGCGCAUCUAUUAGAUUAUUUUUAGAAACCUCUAAUGAGUUUAAAUUAAUUUUGUAUUUAUUUUUGAAAAAUUGUGAUUUACACAUGAAACCUUAGCAAAAUAAGCAGAUUUAUUAUUGUAAAAUAAUAAAAUUAAUUGCAUACCUAAAAUGUCUUUAUCUAGUGGAGUAACACUGUUUUCAGGUAAAUUGAAUCUCAAUAUUGGACAUAUUGUUUUGCUGUAUGUUGUUAUUUCUAUUUUUUCUUAAAUAUUGAUUUACGUAUAUACAAAGAAUAAAUUAUGUAUUCUUUUUCUUGUUUAUAAAGUUUCAUUUUUUAAUGAUUAUGAACAUCAUAAUAUUCUCUGUACUUCUGGUAAUAUUUAUAUGAAAAAUUGGAUAUUGAUUAUAGUAUUCUUCCAAACCAUUUGAUACUGAAGUACAAAUGUUAUGGUGUUUAAUAAGUAUUUUUUUUAGGUUGAAUUUAUUUCUAACACAUACAAAUGUUAAUUUUAAUUAGUUAAGAUGCAUUGCAGUGAGAAGUGUGGUGUAUAUAGUCCUAGCUGAUUUCAUGCUAGUUGAAUUAGGUUUGAAACAUGCUAGUUGAAAUAAGUUUAAACUCAAUUUUAUAUUUUGUGUAGUUUUAUAUGAAUUAUUUCUGAUAAAAAACAUACCUAAAAUGUAAGAAAUGUAGGAAAUAAGAGAGUAGAGAAGUUUUUAGUUAAUUUUAAACCACUUCUAAAGUGGUUUUUCCUACCGAUAGUUAUUGACAUGCUAUCUCUGUUUUUGUUCAUUACUGUUGUAUGAUUACUAUUGGAGAAUUUUGCCAUUUCUGGUUUUAAAAAUUAGAACAGAUUCUCAAAUGAAGGUAAAAAUUAUGGUCUUCGGUGAUAGCAGUGAAAACAUUUAGAGAAUUUAGUUUUAAGGCGUACUGUUAAAGCAGUUACAUAACAGCCACCUUGGUUUACACAACCAUUAUUUUUAACUUUCAUCUGAUUGCUUUAGCACUAGUAGAAUCAAUGUUUUUGUUUCUGUUCAUUUUCACUUACACUUGCAUCCAACUUUUUUCAUGCUGUGUCUACAAAAGCAUACUGAAGUGGCCAUCCUGUAUUCCACACUACUAUGUGUUGUUAUGACUUGCUGUGUUCAAAUAUAGCUGGUCUUAUUUUUACGCAGUUACGCAUCUUUGGACAGAUAUGCGAUCUUUUAGGUUUGAGGUCUGUAUGUGACAGAAGCUAUUAUGUAUUUUUGUACUUAAAACUUACCAAUGUUAAUGUUUGUCCUGUUCUUGUGCAGUCUAUGCUACAGCAUACCGUAAGCACAGUUUUUUACAUGCUGUUAGUUGUCAAGUAUACGAAAAUGUUUAAUAAAGGUUUUUUUUGUUUAGUA